Molecule: messenger RNA, 6377 nt
Organism: Trachemys scripta elegans
Lineage: Eukaryota; Metazoa; Chordata; Testudines; Emydidae
Gene: TRIM55
Product: tripartite motif containing 55
Exons: 11
Coding region: 330-1946 (538 amino acids)
Molecular function (GO): zinc ion binding
Source: RefSeq, a predicted model, not a curated record
CAACUGUCAACUCCUCUCCCCUUCCUCCGCCUCCUCCUCUCUCUGAGACAGGAAUGUUGAUCUCUCAUCUCUGUAAUCCAUCACCUGUCUGAAUCUGUCCUUGUGUCACUUGCAUAUAUGGACAAGUUAGAAUGGCAACUUGUGACGUUGUGCUGCUAAAAACGGCUCCAGCUCCCUUCAGCUCUUUGUUUUAACAAUGUCCUCCAGUGAAAGAAAUUCAAAGGACAUUUGAUCACACAAGCUGUGGAAUUAUUUCAAGGAAACUAACCCGGAAACUGAUCGACGGUACCCUUUUAUUCUGGACAUAUGCACCUUGGAACAGCUAGGAGAUGAGCACUUCUCUGAAUUACAAGUCCUUUUCCAAAGAGCAGCAAACCAUGGAUAACCUGGAGAAACAACUUAUUUGUCCCAUCUGUUUAGAGAUGUUUACUAAACCUGUGGUCAUCCUUCCCUGUCAGCAUAACCUGUGUAGAAAAUGUGCCAGCGAUAUUUUCCAGGCCUCUAACCCAUAUCUGCCAACCAGAGGAGGCACCACUAUGGCAUCAGGUGGUCGAUUUCGCUGUCCCUCCUGCAGACAUGAAGUAGUUCUGGACAGACAUGGUGUGUAUGGACUUCAAAGGAACCUAUUAGUGGAAAAUAUAAUUGACAUAUACAAGCAGGAGUCCACCAGACCUGAAAGAAAAUCUGAGCAGCCAAUGUGUGAAGAGCAUGAGGAUGAGAAAAUUAAUAUCUAUUGUUUAAACUGUGAAAUACCCACAUGUUCAAUGUGCAAAGUUUUUGGUGCCCAUAAAGACUGCCAGGUUGCUCCUCUCAAAAACGUUUAUCAGCGACAAAAGUCUGAACUCAGUGAUGGCAUUGCAGUGCUUGUGGGCAGUAAUGACAGAGUGCAAGGAAUAGUAGGUCAACUGGAGGAGACCUGCAGGACAGUAGAGGAAUGCUGCAGAAGACAAAAAGAGCAACUGUGUGAAAAAUUUGAUUAUCUGUAUGCAAUACUGGAAGAAAGGAAAAAUGAGAUGACACAAAUAAUCACUAGAAACCAAGAGGAGAAACUGGAACAUGUCCGCUCCCUGAUGAAAAAGUAUGCAGAUCACUUGGAGACAGUGUCUAAGCUAGUUGAAUCAGGAAUCCAGUUCAUGGAAGAGCCAGAAAUGGCAGUGUUUUUGCAGAAUGUCAAAGCAUUGCUACAAAAAAUUACUGAAGCAUCUAACGCAUUUCAGAUGGAAAAAAUAGAGCCUGGCUAUGAAAAUAUGAGCCAUUUCACAGUCAAUCUCAAUAGAGAAGAAAAGAUAAUAAGAGAAAUUGACUUUUACAGAGAGGAGGAGGGUGAUGAGGAAGAUGAAGUGAUGGAAGGUGAAGAGUUUGAUGAAGUCCGCACAGAGUCAUCUGGUGAGGAGGAAGAGGUAGCUGAGAAAGUAUCUCAGCUAGACUCAGAACCCAAGAGCACAACAGGAGGCCCUCAGACUGAAUCAGCCCCAUCAUUACCACCAGCUGCCUCAGUUAGUCAGGGUGAGGUUGUGCCAAGUGGUGCUCGACAGACUGCGGAGUCUGAAACACAAAUGCCAUCAACAGCAGAAACCAUCGAUCCCUUGUUUUACCCUAGUUGGUAUAAGGCCAAAUCACGGCAAGCAAGCGGCCCAAGUUUGACCCAACUGAGUGAUGGGUUGGGCCAAGUAGGGCCGUCCGUUUCUCUGGAAAUGAAUGUAAAGAAGGCAGAAACUACAGAAGCAGCAACAGGCAAUGAGUGUGCACCUGGGAGUGGUAAGGAAAUUAGCACAACUGCAGCUACUUCCCAGAACUGUUACAAAGAAUUAGGGCCGCAUCCUGCACGCCACACUCAGAAAGGGCCUGCAAAGAUCUUUCUGCAACUUUCCCCAAGACUCCUCCAGUCUCCUGACCAACGCUCACCAGGACUCUCCCUCGGUAGGUCUCUCCCUGACCUUUUAUAGCCCCCAGGUGCUGCCUCACUCUCAUAAUUGGCUAAAUGGGAGCACCAGCUCUGGCACAGGGGAACUGGACCUACUUCAUUUACUGGGGCCAGCCACCCUGUGACAUAUAGACAAAAGAUUAUUGGGUUUAAACUUGUGUCAGCAGGGAAGGUCUACCAUGUGUUAAUUAAUGUGUAUCUCCUAAUGUAGAGAAGACCGAGUAAUUAUUCUUUUAGGACCCAAUCCACCAAAGCACUUAUGCGUAUGCUUAAAUUUAAGCUUGUGAGGUGUCCUGUUGAUUUAAAGUUAAGUAUGUGCUUAAGGUCCUGAUCCACAAAGUUAGUUAGGAUCCUAACCUUCAUUGUGUCAGUGAAAGUUAGGAGCCUACGUACCUUUGUGGAUCUAGGCCUAAGUGCUUUGCUGGAUCAAGCCCAUAGUCUGAAAACCAAAAUGAAAUAGCUGUUGGAACAUCAAGUGGAAGUGAUCCAUCGGGCUGAUUCUGUACAGUAAGAUAAAUGAUAGAAUAAUAAGGCAGCUUUAGAGAAGAAAUCAGAGGUGAGGUGGGUGUUUUUAUUAAUCAUUUGCCAGACAUUUAAAACUAUGUGCACUAAGGUUGUAUAUUAAGUGCCCUACUGGGGACUUGGGUGCACAAAAACGUGCAUGCAUAAUGAUAAUUAUUUUUAGCUGUUCUAGGCAUUUCAGUUGCACAUUUGAAAGUAAAAGGCAAACUUUUCAAAUGUGGAUUCCCUAAAUUUAGGCAUCUCAAUCUACAUAACAAACCCAAACAAAUGGCUUUAUUUUCAGAAGUGCUGAGCACUUACCACACCAAUUGAAGUCAAGCAAAGGGAAGUGCUCGGUGCUCAACACUUAUAAAAAUCAGGCCACUUAUUUACUGUUGUCAUCUAACUUUAGGAACCCACAUAAGAAGUUUUGGCCAAAAGAUUUUAUACACAUUAUUCUUCAGGCCUGUGGGCCAGAACUUCAGCUGAGGAUCUGGCUGUUGUGUGUCUAAUUCUUUAAAAUGUGCAAAUUUGAGAGAGACUAGGAGGGUUAGGUAAUAUAUUUUAUUGGACCAAUUUCUGUUGGUAGAAGGUACAAUCUUUCAAGCUUCACAGAGCUCUUCAAGUCUGUGGAAGUAACCAGAGUGUCUGAGCUAAAUAUAAGUUGGGUUCUUGCAUUUGCUCAGGAAGUAAUGUUUAGUCUGGCUUCCUUCUCCUUCAUAUUGUGAAGUUUCUAGAAGUUGAUCCAAUAAAAGAUAUUGCCUCAUCUACGUUGUCUGUCUCAUAUCCUGGGAUCAACAUGGCCACAACAAUGCGGCAGACAAACCUGUUUACUAAGUUUAGGAGACAAAUUUUCUCUACAACCUUGCUGAAAAGGAACUCUGGUGCUUAAAUAGGUAAUUAUUCCUCCAGGUCUUCCACUAAUUUUUGCACUCUCAUUCAAGUGCACAAUAGGUUUACUCACUGGAAAGCAUUAGCCAUUGAAAAUUUAAAUUUAAAUAAUAUGACCAAAUUUGCACACCACAUUUUGAACCUGCAACAGAGAUGCAUCAUUUUGAUAAUCUUGUCCAAAUUAAGAGGCUAGAUUAAUCUGUCUUUCAAGUUUUAGGGACAGAUUCUUAGCUGGUGUAAAUUACCCCUAUUGAAACCACUGGGGCUAUGUCAAUGAAUACUAAUUAAGGAUCUAGGCCCUUAAAAAUAAACUGAAAACUUCAAUUAGAUAUAGGAAAAGAAACAGGAAACUACUUGUGUUCAUGUUCAGGAGACUUUAGGACUUGUUCUAUAGUGGUAUGACAUUGUCCAACUAGACAGUAACUGGAAUGAAGCCCAUUAGCCAACUUACACAUAACAGACCAUCAUUUCUCACUAAUUCCAGUAUGGAUUUUAACAUUACAUACUUACAAAAAUUGCUUGGAAAAUGCCAAAUAAUCAUCCAUCCUAUGCUGUAGUUCCUCAUGAGUAUCUGUGAUAUGUUGUCAAUACCUGUACAUAUGUUUGCACCAUGAUUUUGAUAACUUUACAUUAUGCAACUGUUAUAAAUGGUUGAGACAUAUUUAGUGUUAAAGGACACGAUUCUACCAUCCUUACUCAUUUUAAAUAAUACCUUACUUGCAAACAGUCCCAAUGAAAUCAAGUACGUAUAUUUCCCACAGUAAAAUACCCUUACUCACAUUGUGUAGUAUCCUACUGUGGGAAAUAUACUUGAUUUCAUGUAAGAAUUGGAGGCCUUUUGAGCUAUGCAAACACAUGGGGUGAAAUCCUGGCCCUAUUGAAGUCAAAGGCAAAACUCCCAUUGGCUUCAGUAGGCCAGGAUUUCAUUCAUGGCCCCUGCCCCCAAAGGCUUUUCAUGUUCCUUCUUUCUACUUCCUGUCAAACUUUAUUGAUAGAAAGAAGCCAGUAUUACAGAACUGUAUUGCAAACAUAAUCCCAGCUUUAAAAGAUGAGCUUUUCUUCUUCUCCUUGUAAACAUUUCCUUCUCAUACAGACUGGGUCUGAACCAUCCCCUCAAGGACAAGUGGAAGACGUUCCAGUGAGCAGUGAAAGACCUGAUGAGCCGGCUCGUCAUGUCUUCUCUUUCUCCUGGUUAAACUCAUUGAAUGAAUGAUGACGAUCAUUCCGGCUGGCUUUGGAUGUGCUUACCUGAGAGGAGCUAUGAGGCAGCAAGUGACCUGGCUGGAACCAACAAGAAAUAGUUCAUAUAAGAGACAUCUUGAUCAGGUUUAAUUCCAAGGGCCUUAUUUGAAUUCCAUUAUACUGUAUCUGAUACUUUUAGAUUAGAGUGAUGUUUGGAAAUAGCUGAAUAAAGGGAGUGGGAAAACUGGACUAAUAGAUGUCUUGAUGAAAUACUAUAUUAAGUUUGACUGUGUGUUCAAGUAAAACCUGUUUCAGAAAGGAGAAUGUUGAACAGAAGCUUCAUGCUAUAAUUACAGUUGCAAAAUUAGUGAGCACUAUGAUUGUCUGUAGCCAGCCUGGGUGUCCUGUUGUAUUUUUGUAAGUGCUUACCCAACACUGUUAGUUGAAAUAUGACUAAUGGCAUCAUUUGUCAAUGAAAAUAUGAAAACCCCCUCACUACUCUUAAUUACUCCAGUUGGAGUAACUCCAUCUUUUCAACUUAUUGAUAACGCUUGUGGCAAAUCCUUGACGAAAGCUACAAAAUUCAAAGGUAAGUCUAAAACUCCACUCAACACAACCACUGUGCUGCAUUACUCCAGCACAAGUGGUGCUACUGCAUGCUGAUGUGUAAAACCUGAGCAUAAAUGGGGAUGGCAAGAGGAGCAUUUCACCCUUAGAUUUGUAUUUUCCAGCUGAGGUUCAUAGGUCACAAUGAAUAACACUCGAACCAUUCAGAAAUGUUAUUUGGUGUUACAUUUUAUAUAGCUGUAGACAAUAAAGAUAUAGCUAUAGGAAGCACUGGAUUGGAACCCUUCCCAAAUUAUGUGGGGUAUGGAUCGGUAUGUGGUUUAUUAUCUGUACUUCCUCAAAAGGCAAGGAGAGGGUUCUGGAUGAGUAUGUCAGCUUGUGUCUGUCUAUAUCCAUAUCUGUUAUACCUAUAGCGUCUCAACUUCCUUUAAUACAUGAAAUCAACACUCACUUUUAUCAUACUGAGCAAUUUGAUAGUAAAAGGGCAAGGCCUUUGAAACCACAAAAGACCAUUCUGAGCUGAACUGUGAUGAGUUUAUUGCAAGUAUCUGCUAAAGAUUGCAUUUAAGAGAUUAUAAACCCAUGGAAAAGGCUACCACAGUGCAGAGAGAAGUGUACUACAGAUAUUUAACUAAUGAAACUGAUUACAUAAACUGACAUGCCUUUUAAAAUGGUGAGCAGAUUGACAUUGCAUUUGAUUCUGAAGGUGAAAUCCUGGGAGUUUUCCCACUGACUUCCAUGGGGUCAGGAUUUCACCCUAACACUCUAAGGACAGUUAGAAAAAUGAUUACAGAAUUGAAUACUGUAUUUCCUAAUGGGUGCUGACUGUCAUCUUCUCUGAAACAGUUCAGUAGUCUUUGAGAGUGAUCAAUAUCUUACAGGGUUAGGGUCUGAGAGAGGGAUCCAAAGGCCAAGGGGAAUCUUUCCACUGACUUCAAUGGGUUUUGGAUCAGGCCCUGAAUACAUAGCUCUUCUUAUAGUACCAUGACUGACCAUGAAGACAUGCUUUUUUUUUUCAUGGUACCGUAGUCAAUAGCAUGAAAUGGUUGAUUAAUACAUGCUAGAAGGCAAUAUAGUCUAAGGUGGGAGCCAAGUAAUUCAUGAAUACAAAAGCCCAAUUCUGACAACAGUUUGCAAUGUAGCCUUUGGAAAGCCACUUACUAUCUAUGUUGUUUCUGUUUUUCUUCCUGUAAAAUGGGACUAUGAAGGAUGGAUUUGAGGAUCAAUUAGUUAAUGUUUGUAAAGAGCUUUGAAAUAACAAAGCAUUUGUUAAGAGUUAUAUCUUCACUGAACAGCAGUAAAAUUCAUCACC